AUGGAAAUCGCUGGAGAUAUCUCUCCUGGCGAAAAGGAGGCUCUUACCAAGGAGUUUCGUGAUCUUGAGGAGAUCAGGGACCGCGAGGCUAAAUCGCGCGCCGUGGUUUUGGAGAUUUUGGGUGACAUUCCAGAUGCUGAUAUCACACCCCCGAAAAACGUCCUUUUCGUCUGUAAACUAAACCCAGUCACAGAAGAAGGAGACUUGAAAAUAAUAUUUUCCAGGUUCGGAAACGUAAAAAAGUGCGACAUCAUCAAGGACUACGUUACCGGAGAUUCGCUUCAGUACGCUUUCAUUGAGUUUGAGACCGAGGCGUCCUGCAACGAGGCUUAUUUUAAGAUGCAAAACGUGCUCAUAGACGAUAGAAGGAUCCACGUCGACUUCUGCCAGUCAGUUUCCGGCUUCUGGAAGCGCUACCACUUUAAGGAGAGCUUUACUCGCAAACGCAGGGAACGAGCCGACUAUCACAGGGGAGACAACAAUCACAGAAACGCAGAGAGGGACGACACACACAGCCGUAAAUUCAGCCGUAGGCCCGACCUUGAGGAUAAAAGGUCGCAUCACAAGCAUGGCGGCAGACACACAACACACGGAAGCAGGGAAGGCAGAUCAGGGACGCGGAGCCCCUCAGAGUCCCCCGGCCGGCGGCAUCGUCGCAUCGCAGGCAGGAGUUCACCCGAUGCACGCAGUGAACGCGAUAGGCGAAGCAGCAGCAGGGACACCUUCGGAAGGAGAAAGGACCAGCGCAGCAACUACGCCAUGAGGUCCGUCAGCCGAGGCAGCAACAGCAGGAGCGAGGACAGCGUCAGAAGCACCAGCAUCAGCCUCGACUCGAGAAUUUCAUACCGCAGCGAUCAUCGCACCCCUGGGAGCAGCAGGCACGGCUCUCGGCCCAGAAGAUCCCGCAGAAGCAGUUCCCAGGGUGCCGAGCAUCGCCGGAGACCGCGCAGGUUUAGACGCAGAGACCGUAGCAAAGACCGGAGCAGAGACCGCUUCAGGAGACACAGAAGCCGCAGCCGCACUCCAAGUAGAGAGCGGCUCAGGAGACACCGGGCCAGGGCCAGUGGCAGGUAG
Molecule: messenger RNA, 1074 nt
Organism: Theileria orientalis strain Shintoku
Lineage: Eukaryota; Apicomplexa; Aconoidasida; Piroplasmida; Theileriidae
Product: peptidyl-prolyl cis-trans isomerase
Exons: 3
Coding region: 1-1074 (357 amino acids)
Cellular component (GO): nucleus
Molecular function (GO): RNA binding
Source: RefSeq, a predicted model, not a curated record